AUGAGUCCGAAGGUCUUCAUUACAGGUGUUACCGGCUUCAUCGGUGGAGACGUCCUCCACGGCCUUACUCAGACCCUGACGGCGUCCAGCAUCGUUGCCCUUGUGCGCAACAAGAGCCAGGCUGCGGUCGUUGCAGGACGAUUUCCAACGGUGAUCCCACUCAUUGCAGACUUGGACUCCAGUGUAGAAAUUCAACAAGUAGCGUCUACGGCUGAUGUGGUGCUUCAUCUGGCAAGCUCCAGUCACGUGCCUAGUGCUAAGGCUAUCGCUGAAGGACUGGCGAAGAGCGAGCGUAAAAGCCCAACAUGGAUCCAGAUCUCUGGCGCCAGUUUCCUGGCCGGCGCGGAGAUGAAGGCUAGGAGCUUCGGCCAGCCCGGCACCAAGAUCUACAAUGAUCUGGACCAAAUCCACGAGAUUUAUGAGAUCCUUGCUGCUUCGCCGCAGCGUGCGGUGGACCAUAUCAUCCGCGGAGUGCAUGCCACCAACCCUCGGGUGAGGACGGCCAUGGUCUACGGGCCCCUCAUCUACGGCCAGGGCCGAGGGCCCGUGAAUCAGCGGAGUAUCCAGAUCCCCGAUCUCGCCAAGGCAACUCUGCAACACGGACACGGCCUUCAUCUCGGCCGCGGCCUCAACACAUGGAGUACGAUCCACGUAUCCGAUUUGACGGCACUCUUCCUGAGGUUGGUUAUCGAAUCCACGCGACCGGUGAACCCGGAAUUAUGGAAUGAGAAUGGGAUUUUCUUCGCCGAGUCGGGCAAGAUGUCUUUCGGAGAUAUCGGCAAAGGGAUCGCAACUUUCGCCCACUCCCAGGGUUUCAUCCAGACGCCGGAGGCGGUGGAGAUCGAUGCGACCGCCGCGAACAGACUCACGCCUCACGGGUCGGCCAUCUGGGGCACCAAUGCUCAGUACCAGGCGAUCCGGGCACGGGAGAUUCUAGGAUGGCGGCCCCAAGGACCCUCCUCACUCGAGGGUGAGAUCGAGCGCGUCGUCCUCGCCGAGGCGUCCCGGAACUUCUCGCGGCCGGCGCAGAAGCUGGCGUAA
Molecule: messenger RNA, 1041 nt
Organism: Aspergillus brunneoviolaceus CBS 621.78
Lineage: Eukaryota; Fungi; Ascomycota; Eurotiomycetes; Eurotiales; Aspergillaceae
Product: NAD(P)-binding protein
Exons: 5
Coding region: 1-1041 (346 amino acids)
Source: RefSeq, a predicted model, not a curated record